AUGAUUCUUUCCAAUUACGUGUUAGGUGAGCAUAUUUGUAUUGAUGGAAUGCAUGGAAUGGCUACGGGAGUGGAGGUCCGGCAGGUAGUGACGGAAGAGAUUGAUAUACGGAGUAUGGGUAUUAUCGGAGGAGGAUGUGAAUUCAUUAGAUAUGCAUGGCCAAAGAUCUCAGUUUCAUUCUCCAUCCCCUAUGAGAAAGACACCAUUCCCCUCUGCUUCAGUGGACCACCCCUAGUGGGAAUUGGGCCACAUCGUUUGAGGCAAAAUCUGUUGACGAACUAUCCUGUGGACCUACUAGUCAUCGAGAGAAGCCAUUAUUGCCGGCCAACCAAGACACCGCGCAAGGAAGAAUGGGAACUUUUGAUUAGCGGAACACCACCUCUACAACGACCAAGGAUUGUUAUUGAAUCCUGGCAAGCGGACGCGCAACUUUGGAAAUUUGGACCUGUGAGCAAAGCCUCCUGGAAACAAUGGGAAGAUCUGGGUUAUGGAACCCAAAGCAAGACAAUUGACGCCACAGCAGUUGGAGGCGCCAUCAACCAAAGGAGACUUCUCGUCAUUCGCACUGCUGCUGACCUGGGACCGCGCUGGACCUGGGAUAACCUGGACAGGGAUCUGACGGUCAUCCGACCAAUGGGGAAUCUUCUCACCCCUCCUGGGCUUGUCCCUCGGGACCGAUUUCGACACCAUGAUUCGGGACACGCCCCGGAUUCACAGAGGGAUCCCAUGCCCCCUCGGAUUGGGGCUUUGAUCAAGACGGAGAAAGGUAUCCGCCGGCUCAUGAAAGACGAGUUUGCAAGAGGAUUGGGGAUUCCAAAGACAGACAAAGACAGGUUGACAGAACGCUGCCUCCACCGGAGCACUUCAGUCUUUCAUUGGGAGUAUCUGUCACGUUCCCUACAAAACCUUUUCUCAAGUGCUACACAGGACCAAGACACGCCUUCUUUGCAACCCUCCCAAGAGGACCCAACACUGCUUCCCAUUCCAAGAACUCUCUUCGAAUGGAAACCGGCCGACCUUUCACCGGGCGGAAAAUGGUACCUCAAACGGGUGGCAAAUCUGGAGGUAGCGGCAUCUCACUAUCCUACACCAGAGGCAGUCAUUGUGGAUGGUUUGAACCGACUGAGAAUCCAUAGAGCCAACUACACCGCAGACGGGCCAGUGCCCAAAUGGCUACAGCCUCUGUGGUGGGAGUUCCUGCAAGAACACUGGGAGGAGUUACGAAUGGGAGCUCGUCAAAACUUCACAAAGGACCCCAGCCCUGCUCCGAUGGAUGCCACUAUGGAAGAAGCGGCAUCUGCCUUUGUGGACGAGCUCAUGUCCUUAGGCGUGGUCCGAGACAUCGAUGAAGGUCGCCAGAUUCUGACUAAUGCACCAUUGUUUGUGGUCCCCAAGGAAGGACAGGAAGGACAAUGA
This is a messenger RNA of Cylindrotheca closterium, 1416 nucleotides long. The record is from the annotation of a GenBank genome assembly. Lineage: Eukaryota; Bacillariophyta; Bacillariophyceae; Bacillariales; Bacillariaceae.